AUGGGAGCUUGUGUGUCGAGGAAGACUUCCAAAGAAGAACUAAGGAAAACAAUAAAAAGGAAAAGGGUAAUAGCUUUAGAAGGAAAGGAGACACUUUUAACUGCUGAACUGAGGAAUCAACUGAAGACUGUUUAUGGCCAAAACUCUCUGAGAUUAGCAAUGAUGAAAAUGACAGAAGUCCCAAAUAUUAUUUGGCAAGUAACUGAAAUAGAGAAACUAAACAUGUCACACAAUUUCCUGUUCAGCAUUAGCCCUGGUAUUGAGAAGCUUCAGAAUUUAGUCAUAUUGAAUUUAUUGAGGAAUCAGUUAACUGCCCUGCCGAAGGAAAUCGGAAUGCUGAGAAAGCUGAAGGUUUUAUUUGCUGACCAGAAUUGUCUCAAGGAAGUCCCACCCGAAUUGGGCCAGUGCAAGAAAUUGCAAGUACUGAGUCUCUCCCACAACAUGAUCUCAUCUCUCCCUGAGAACUUGGAAGAGCUAAAGAAACUGGAUAAGCUCAAUUUAAGCAACAAUCGAUUUGUCCAAUUACCCAUGUGCAUCUACGGGAUGAGAAGUUUAACUUUCCUAAACAUAGGCUGCAACAAGAUUGAAAGUAUUUCUGAAAGCGUUGGCCAACUGGAAAGCCUGAGGAUAUUUAUUGCUGAAGGAAACAGGCUUCGAUUUCUGCCUAAAUCUGUCUGUAUGAUGCAGCCCCUUAAACUGCUCAAUGUGAACUAUAAUGACAUUGAAAAUCUUCCCACAAAUCUUCCCAUGUUGACAGAGUUGGAAAGGAUAGCCUGCCAUUCACUAGAUACAGGGCUUCAUGUCAAAUGCAACCCAUUAUCCAAGCCACUGCCAGAUCUUGUAAAUGAGGGUAUUGAAUCUCUAUUUGAGUAUUUAAAGCCCAAAUGGGGCAACGAAUGA
Molecule: messenger RNA, 900 nt
Organism: Hypanus sabinus (Atlantic stingray)
Lineage: Eukaryota; Metazoa; Chordata; Chondrichthyes; Myliobatiformes; Dasyatidae
Product: leucine-rich repeat-containing protein 30-like
Exons: 1
Coding region: 1-900 (299 amino acids)
Molecular function (GO): protein binding
Source: RefSeq, a predicted model, not a curated record